AUGCUUCUGGAAAAUCCUGUGGACAUCGUCCACGUUGAUGCGAGGCAAGUCUUGAAGACAACGGGUAGUGAAGAUGUCAGUGUCCAGGUGAGCUCAGUUCCAGCCUCUCUGGUUCCCUACAGUCUGUCCUUUUCUGCCAGAGUGUCCUCUCCUCGUCCAGUCUUUAAAGUCGAGUCCAGUGGUUCCCUGGAGCCUCUUCAGUACCUCAACACUGAUCAGACACAGGCCGUGGUUAAGUUGGCUGCAGGACACAAGUUUGACAGAGAUGUUGAGCUGCUGGUUUAUUACAAAGAUGCCCACCAGCCCACUGCUGUGGUGGAGGCAGGACAGGCCUCUGCAAAGCCUGGUACUCUGAUGGGUGAUCCAGUGGGGAUGGUGAGCCUGUACCCUGAGUUCCCCCAGUCUGUGAUGUCCUCACUCGCCUCAUGUGGGGAGUUUGUGUUCUCAUUGGAUGGAUGGGGAAGUAUGGACGAUCCCAUGAAUAACAGCAAGCAGGAAGAAACUUGCAUCAGCAGUGCAAGGGUAUUCAACAAGUGUAAACUCAGUCAUAGAAACACUCAUAUCUGUCUCAGCAAAUUAUCAUGA
Molecule: messenger RNA, 585 nt
Organism: Melanotaenia boesemani (Boeseman's rainbowfish)
Lineage: Eukaryota; Metazoa; Chordata; Actinopteri; Atheriniformes; Melanotaeniidae
Product: von Willebrand factor A domain-containing protein 5A-like
Exons: 4
Coding region: 1-585 (194 amino acids)
Source: RefSeq, a predicted model, not a curated record